UUAUACUUAGUUACAGAAAAGAAGUUGUUUAAAAGUUUUAAAUAAGUGGACAAAAUGAAAGUAAAAUGCUUAAUUGUUUUAUGUUUACUAUUUAUAAUUCAUUAUCAGAAAGUCAGAACAAUAAACCCUUCUGAAAAAGAGGCAGAGCAGGGCAGUUCACCAGAGCCAUGCAUUUUUAACACAGAAGACUGGCCUCAUCUUGACGAUCCUACACUUGAGGUUGUUUAUCAAGAAGCACCUUCUAUGGUCACAGAAAACUUGUCUCAUCCUGUCGAUCCUUUACAAGAAAAUAUUCAUCAACAAGAUUGUAUUUUGAACUCAGAAAACUAUUAUCUCAAAGAUCCUAUACCAGCAUUUCCUAUAAACACAAAAUUUUGGUUUGAACUUGAUGAUUCUAUAAAAGAGGUUACUUCUCAACAAGUACAUCCUGUGGUCACAAAAAACUUGUCUAAUCCUGUCGAUCCUCCACAAGAAAAUAUUGAUCAACAACAAUUCCCACUCAAAUAAUGACGUUUGAAACUUUUUCACUUCCACUUCCAUACUCAGUGCCGUAAGAAGGCAUGUAA
Adelges cooleyi (spruce gall adelgid) is the source of this 566-nucleotide messenger RNA. RefSeq lists its product as uncharacterized. The record is from RefSeq and is a predicted model, not a curated record. The coding region runs from base 55 to 507 and encodes 150 amino acids. The transcript has 7 exons. NCBI's taxonomy places the organism in Eukaryota, Metazoa, Arthropoda, Insecta, Hemiptera, Adelgidae.